UUUCACCACCCCUCUGUCUGACGGUGACGUCACCUCCCAUAGACGGACAGUUGGAUUCUUCGGGCAGAAGAGACAGUUGUUGACGUUUUGUUUUGAUCGCUUUUGUCUGAAUUUUUGGACAUUACGCCGACAUUAUCCGCGGAUUUAGAAACCCGCCUUUCGACUCUACCAUCACGCCUCAGUGCGGGGAUCCAGCAAAGAUGAAAUGGAUGUUUAAAGAGGACCAUUCCCUGGAGCAUCGAUGUGUGGAGUCAGCCAAAAUACGAAACAAAUAUCCUGACAGAGUACCGGUGAUAGUGGAGAAGGUUUCUGGCUCGCAGAUAGUGGACAUUGAUAAGAGGAAGUACCUUGUGCCCUCUGACAUCACAGUGGCCCAGUUCAUGUGGAUCAUCAGGAAACGCAUCCAGCUGCCUUCAGAGAAAGCCAUCUUCCUCUUUGUCGACAAAACUGUCCCCCAAUCCAGCAGGUCCAGUCGUGCGUGCAUGUUAGUGCAUGAGUGCCUUGUGGUUUCGGUAUCGGAUGCCGAGGGCCGCGAUAAAGCGUCUGUGAGAGCCGUGUGGAGGCAAUCCCUGACCACUUUUUUUCAGUAUUUCAAGUACAGCACCUACACUCUCCUACGCUCAGACCGACUGCUCUCCAUUCACCGUACAAGACAUCAGUCUAUCCUGUUGCAAAACCGUGUGCUGCCAAUUCAGAUCUGGAUCCAAGCAUGUCAUGAAACAUGUUUCUUUGCCAUGGCUGUUGAUAUGUCUUUAUCUUCUGUACUAUAUGUGUAAUUGUUUGUUUGUCCUUUUCUUUUUUUGAGCAGAGCUGCUCGGGAAUGCAAAGAAUUACAGUGUAAACUGACAAUAAAGUUGUAUUGUAUCGUAUAAACUGAUUUAUUGGUUGGGCUCUAACCCGUAAGCAGGAUGGAUGAUGCAAAGAGAGGCUUUGAAAUUAGAAAUUAUAUGAAUAAUGAAAUAUUUAUUGUAUGAAUGUAUAUCGAUGUGUUGUUCUUCAAUAAUAAGGAAACAACCUACAACCUCUUUCUACAGUUUUGUCCUUCGGGAACGCGGUAGGUUUUAGCACGGAAAACUGAUUUUAAAAUUCUGUCGAUCGGCACAAACUGGCGAUGUUCGUCUUCACAAACCCAUAUAGGAGAUGCAAAUAUAAUCGAUUCUACUUGACUGAGUGUGUGAUCUAAUAAGAGUC
Messenger RNA from Sander lucioperca (pikeperch), 1191 nucleotides. RefSeq names its product GABA(A) receptor-associated protein like 2 (gene gabarapl2). Gene Ontology annotation, cellular component: autophagosome membrane; autophagosome; cytosol. The record is from RefSeq and is a predicted model, not a curated record. Gene Ontology annotation, biological process: cellular response to nitrogen starvation; autophagy of mitochondrion; macroautophagy. NCBI's taxonomy places the organism in Eukaryota, Metazoa, Chordata, Actinopteri, Perciformes, Percidae. Gene Ontology annotation, molecular function: ubiquitin protein ligase binding. Bases 201 to 776 code for a protein of 191 amino acids. The transcript is spliced from 4 exons.